CAGUGUGAUUUUUGAAAACAUCGAGGUCCAUCAUCUCUAUAUUUCGUACUUUCCUCAUAAUUCUUGCGUAAGAUUCAACCUUUUGGGUGCUUUAUUAAACAUAAAUCUGUAAAGUCAGUGUAAUAAAAGCUAAAGGGUUUCUUGGUUAUUUAUCUUCAAUAUGUCGGAGUCUGUACCAGAUACAAGCGACUUGCUAGAUUUCACAAACAACAUGGAAGACGAGAAUGUGCCUUCUUCAACAGUAGGUUUUGAUGAGCCAGCAAAAGACGAAGAGCCUUCUCCAGAAAGUGAAAAGGUGCCCGAUGAAAAGGAGGAAACGUCAGCUGUAGAAGAUCUUCCAACAGAGAAAACAGAAUCGGAAGAAAAACCCGAAGAAACGCCCUCGAAAGAGUUGACAAGCCGGCCGGCGAGGUGGAUGAAAGAACAUGGAGUGGAUCAAAGAGUAAUUGACCUGAUCUAUUGGCGCUGUCUGAAGAAGACUGGAAUUGUGGUUGCCACUGGCCUGGUUCUCUUGAUUUCAUUGAGCAUGUACACGUUGCUGAGUGUUUUGACGUUCUUCUCCAUGGCUCUGUUAACAGUGUCACUGCUGUACAGGGUUGGCAUGACCGUCAUGGGAGCUAUCCAGAAAAGUGGCACUGAUAAUCCAUUCAAGUAAGUACUGCUGAUGUGAAGGAUUCCUUUGGGAUUUUGUUAUCAAAAACGAGCUUAAUUUUCCUUC
Messenger RNA from Orbicella faveolata, 718 nucleotides. RefSeq names its product reticulon-1-A-like. Gene Ontology annotation, cellular component: endoplasmic reticulum membrane; axon. NCBI's taxonomy places the organism in Eukaryota, Metazoa, Cnidaria, Anthozoa, Scleractinia, Merulinidae. The record is from RefSeq and is a predicted model, not a curated record.